This is a messenger RNA of Rosa chinensis, 2169 nucleotides long. RefSeq names its product G2/mitotic-specific cyclin C13-1. Gene Ontology annotation, cellular component: nucleus; cyclin-dependent protein kinase holoenzyme complex; cytoplasm. The coding region runs from base 162 to 1562 and encodes 466 amino acids. Lineage: Eukaryota; Viridiplantae; Streptophyta; Magnoliopsida; Rosales; Rosaceae. The record is from RefSeq and is a predicted model, not a curated record. Gene Ontology annotation, biological process: regulation of cyclin-dependent protein serine/threonine kinase activity; mitotic cell cycle phase transition. The transcript has 12 exons. Gene Ontology annotation, molecular function: cyclin-dependent protein serine/threonine kinase regulator activity.
GAUUUUGAAAACGGAAAAUACCGCCAUUCCGUCUAUGGCUUUAACCAACGCAGCUCUCACUCCCAUAUCCGGAUUCCAAUCUUGUUCGCACUUUUCAUUUCUUCAUUUGGAAACAAAACAAAAAAGAGAAAAAAAAAAGAAAUCCCCAAAUCAAUUGAAUCAUGUGCGACGAAGGAAACAGCGUCUACACCACGCGCUCGACGAAGAAGCGAGCCUCGGCGGCGGAGGCCCUGAAAGUUCCGGCGUCCAAGAAGCAGCGAUCCGUACUGGGAGAGAUCACCAACUCGCCGGAUCUCGUUUCGGUUCCGAAAUCGGCACCGAAGAAACCGAAAAUUGAGUCGCAGAAGAAGGAAGAGGAGGAGGGACUCGAGACGGAGAUUGGUGUGGGCUCGAUUGAUCCGGUCAAAUGUGCUUACUCGCCUUCUAUGUAUAAGCAUCUUCAUAUAUUGGAGGUGGAGGUGAAGAAUAGACCAUUAUGUGGUUACAUGGAGAAGGUGCAGAAUUGUAUUUCAGAACACAUGCGAGAAGUCCUGGUGGAUUGGUUGGUGGAGGUUGCGGAGGAAUACAAGUUUGUUUCAGACACCCUUUAUCUUACCGUAUCAUAUAUUGACAGAUACCUUUCUUCACACGUUAUCAGCAAGAACAAGCUACAGCUUCUUGGUGUUGCGUGCAUGUUUAUUGCCUCGAAGUACGAAGAGAUUUGUCCUGCACGUAUUGAAGAGUUCUGCUAUAUAACAGAUAAUUCCUACAUGAUAGAAGAGGUGUUGGAAAUGGAGAAAGAUGUACUCAAAUUCUUGAACUUUGAGAUCUAUACUCCCACAACAAGGAGUUUUCUCAGAAUCUUCGCAAGAGCUGCUCAAGAGAAUUCCAAAUCUUUGGGUCUGCAGUUUGAAUUCUUGGGUGGUUAUCUUGCGGAACUAAGUUUGCUUGACUAUUGCUGUGUUCGAUUCCUACCAUCAGUUAUUGCUGCAUCGGCGGUUUUUCUUACAAGGUUCACAAUCCAGCCUGAGGUUCAUCCCUGGAGCUGGAACUUGCAAUGCUAUUCUGGUUAUAAACCAUCUGAUUUACAAGAUUGUGUCCUUGCCCUUCAUGACUUGCAGCUGAAUAAAAGAGGAAGCAAUUUGCGAGCAGUUAGAGAUAAAUAUAUGCAAGCAAAGGUGUUGGAAAUGGAGAAAGAUGUACUCAAAUUCUUGAACUUUGAGAUCUAUACUCCCACAACAAGGAGUUUUCUCAGAAUCUUCGCAAGAGCUGCUCAAGAGAAUUCCAAAUCUUCGGAUCUGCAGUUUGAAUUCUUGGGUGGUUAUCUUGCGGAACUAAGUUUGCUUGACUACUGCUGUGUUCGAUUCCUACCAUCAGUUAUUGCCGCAUCAGUGGUUUUUCUUACAAGGUUCACAAUCCAGCCUGAGGUUCAUCCCUGGAGCUGGGACUUGCAGUGCUAUUCUGGUUAUAAACCAUCUGACUUACAAGAUUGUGUCGUCGCCCUUCGUGACUUGCAGCUGAAUAAAAGAGGAAGCAAUUUGCGAGCAGUUGGAGAUAAAUAUAUGCAAGCAAUGGUAAUGUAGUUUUACGUUCAGUUUUAAGUGCGUAGCAACACUGUCUUCACACACUGAGAUUCCUGCACAUUAUUUUGAGGCCAUCAACUAAGUGCUAGAUUUGCGCAUGGGCUAUGGCUUGAGAAAGUUUGUCUUAGGUCCGAAUGUUAUUGUUUUGUGAAGAAGGAAAAGCAGCAAGAUGCUGAAUGAAGCUGACUCCUGAAGUCUGACCUAGUUUUGAAGAAUUUCUUCAACACAUUUCCUAGUAAGAGCUGGCUGCUGAUAAACUUGAAGCUGCUGAUGGAGCCUAAAGACUUCCGAUUACACUGAAUAGGUUGUUUGGGACACAUUAUUUUUGACUGCACUAAUUUUGACCAGAUAUUUGUAAAUUGUGGUGGCCCUGAAAUCCAGGAUUACUAGUAACUUUUUUGAAGCAUCAAACUAUUGUUGAUGUCUGAACCCUCGACCCAAGUUUUGAUCUCCUCCGUUCUCCAACUUUGAAAGAAUUUCUAAGCACCUGUAUCUGUACUGUUGUUUAUGUGUAUGAUCUCACACGAUUCAGUAUGGAUUAUCAUGUUAAAUAUGUGAUUUUGAGAAUUCUGUAAGAUAUCUUAAAUAAAUAGAGAAACAAGUCAGA